Molecule: messenger RNA, 968 nt
Organism: Tachysurus fulvidraco (yellow catfish)
Lineage: Eukaryota; Metazoa; Chordata; Actinopteri; Siluriformes; Bagridae
Gene: her2
Product: hairy-related 2
Exons: 2
Coding region: 121-531 (136 amino acids)
Biological process (GO): regulation of neurogenesis; anterior/posterior pattern specification; regulation of transcription by RNA polymerase II
Cellular component (GO): nucleus
Molecular function (GO): DNA-binding transcription factor activity, RNA polymerase II-specific; protein dimerization activity; RNA polymerase II cis-regulatory region sequence-specific DNA binding
Source: RefSeq, a predicted model, not a curated record
GGCAGCAUGACAGCACGAGCGUAAACAGAUAAGGCGCGCGAAAACAGCGUGUAUAAAAGUAGGGCUGUAUUUUGGCACGUGAACCAAGCGCACGCGACCGACAGGCAGCCCUGAAGAGCAAUGGCUCCUGGCACGCGCACACCUUCUCAGGAGAAAAACGACAAACCCAGAUUUAGAAAGCCAGCGGUGGAGAAACUGCGCAGAGAUCGCAUCAAUACUGGGAUCGAGCGUCUGAAAGUGCUGCUUAAGGACGAACUGGAUCCCAGAUGCAGGCUGGAAAAAGCGGACGUUUUAGAAAGGGCGGUUGUUUACUUGAAAAACAGUAAGUCGUUGGCACGCGCAUCUCCAGACCAGUUCUUCACUGACGGCUUCACCCGCUGCUUGGAGGAGAGCGCGUGCUUCCUCUCCAUGCACAUGAUGAGCGGUCAGAGUCAUGCAAUGCAUCCCAAAGGAUCUGAGAGUAUCAGUGUGAAUUUGCAUGCACUUAAAGGAAUCCCUGAAUGCACUGGGGCAGUUUGGAGACCUUGGUGAUUCCUAACAAUAACAACAAAAAAAGACAUUUAUUGAGGCGUGUUCAAGGUGCAAAGAGUAUUUCUGUGUUCAUGUAAACAGCAGCUGUUUUAGUGCAUAUACCUUCAUCUGUGUGAAGAUCAUUAUUCUUUACAAAUUGUAAAGUAAAAUAAUAAUAAGUAGAAGAAGAAGAAGUCAUGUCCAAAAGAGUAAAGGUGUGGAUGAGUCUAAGGUCUAUAUGAGUAGACACUAGGCCCAAAAAAUGGACCUGGAAAACAUAAACUGUCUGGUAUUGUAAGUCCAAUAUUGCAUAUAUGUUUGUAUUCCUGUGAUUAUUGCCUGUAGAUACGUUACUGAUUAUGCUUAUUAUCAUUACAUGGAUUUGAUCUAUCCAUUUGAUCUAUCAUAUUGAUAGAAGUGCCAAAGUAUGUCAACAACAAGACAAUAAAAAAGCUAAC